Molecule: messenger RNA, 1648 nt
Organism: Phyllostomus hastatus (greater spear-nosed bat)
Lineage: Eukaryota; Metazoa; Chordata; Mammalia; Chiroptera; Phyllostomidae
Gene: JMJD4
Product: jumonji domain containing 4
Exons: 6
Coding region: 262-1533 (423 amino acids)
Biological process (GO): negative regulation of gene expression; positive regulation of translational termination; protein hydroxylation
Cellular component (GO): cytoplasm; nucleus
Molecular function (GO): sequence-specific DNA binding; histone H4R3 demethylase activity
Source: RefSeq, a predicted model, not a curated record
AUUUCCUAGGUUAAAAUGCCAGACUGUGGAAGUCCGGGGGCCGGGUCUGGCUACCUCCUUUCGCCCAGUGGCAUCACUGGCACGUCGUCCUCCCAAGCUGCGUCUUCCCUUGCAGUCCCUCCGCUCUCGGCAGACGCCCCCUCUUCCCCUCCCGACCUGCUGGAAGCUUCUCCAUUCCACGACACACCCGUUUGUCCCGUCCCGAGCCUCCCCUCUGUCCUUUGAAGCCCUGCACCGUGUGGACGCCGAGCCUGGCCCGAUAUGGACAGGGAAACGCGCGUGUUCGCAGAGAGUCACUUCCGACGCCUCCGAGGGCGUCUCCCCAGCAGGGUCUGCCCUACCCCAGACCGUGUGGACUUUAUUGAGAAUCCAGACUCCUUUUCCUACGCGGACUUCUUCAAGGGUUACCUGCUCCCCAACUUGCCGUGUGUUUUCUCCAGCGCCUUCACCGAGGGCUGGGGCAGCAGGAAGCACUGGGUGACACCCAGUGGGAAACCUGACUUCGAUUAUCUGCUUCAAAAUUAUGGAGAUGUAGUUGUACCUGUUGCAAACUGCGGGGUCCAGGAAUACAACUCGAACCCUAAAGAACACAUGCCCCUCAGAGAUUACAUCAGCUACUGGAAAGAGUUCAUCCAGGGGCACUACUCUUCUCCACGGGGCCGUCUCUACCUUAAAGACUGGCACCUGUGCAGGGACUCCUCUGCAGAGGGCAUAUUCACCCUGCCUGUGUACUUCUCCUCUGACUGGCUCAACGAAUACUGGGACACCCUGGAUGUGGACGACUACCGUUUCAUCUACAUGGGGCCCACUGGCACCUGGUCGCCAUUCCAUGCUGACAUUUUCCGCUCCUUCAGCUGGUCUGUCAAUAUCUGCGGGAGGAAAAAGUGGUUCCUCUUCCCACCAGGGCAAGAAGAAGCCCUACGGGACUGCCAUGGUGGCUUGCCCUACGACGUGACCGCCCCUGCAUUCCUGGAGAGCCGCCCACACCCAGGGCUCAACCACUGCAGCCCCCCACUGGAGGUCAUGCAGGAGGCAGGCGAGAUGGUGUUCGUGCCCAGCGGGUGGCACCACCAAGUCCACAACAUGGAGGACACUAUCUCCAUCAACCAUAACUGGGUCAAUGGCUGUAACCUGGCCAACAUGUGGCAUUUCCUGCAGCAGGAGCUCCGUGCUGUGCAACGGGAGGUCGGCGAGUGGAGGGACACCAUGCCUGACUGGCACCACCACUGCCAGGUCAUCAUGAGGUCCUGCUCUGGGAUCAAUUUCAAAGAAUUUUACCACUUCCUCAAGGUCAUUGCUGAAAGGAGGCUCCUCUUAGCAAAGGAGAUAGGCCCUGGUGAAGUGGAAUAUGGUGAGGGCUCUGGGCUGGGCCCCCAGCAGACCAUUUUUGACAUCAGCCGGAUUGCUGAGGUGCUGGCGUCUGUGGUAGUCAACCCCGACUUCCAGAGAGUGGACACCAGCAUGCUCUCUCCGCAGCCAGAGGAUCUCCUGCAGCAGCUAGAGGAAGUCAUGGCCAGCAUGGAGUCUCUUUAGUGUGUGCUGUGAGGGUGACAGGACAUGUCCGGACAGGACCCUUCAGGCACUACCAUGGGAAGCUGUUGCCCUGCUCUAGGGUCCCUUCCAGAAGAAAUAAAGCUGCAUCCUCCCA